Messenger RNA from Darwinula stevensoni, 3180 nucleotides. The record is from the annotation of a GenBank genome assembly. Lineage: Eukaryota; Metazoa; Arthropoda; Ostracoda; Podocopida; Darwinulidae.
AGAAGUUGCGAUCGUGAAUCUUAAUCUCCUUCCGCCAUGUCGCCCGUCACCGCGUCGUUCGUCGUCGUCGUCGUCUCGUCCGUCGUUGGCCUGUCCGGAGGGAAGGAAGCUCCGUGCGUGAGCAAGUCCUCGUGCGGAGAAUGCCUGAGGACCAGUCCCCAAUGUUCCUGGUGUCCCGAUGACGUCCGCGAGCGGCUGCGUCUAACCCCGUACUUUCCACUCUCAGUUGGCGUGUGCCUCGGGAUGGAGGCGCAGUGCGAUAGCAGGCAAUCCUGCGGGGAGUGCCUCGAGAUCGACGAGCAGUGUUCCUGGUGCAGCGACGACGUGAGGGCGAGCUCUUUCAUCGCGUCGGUCGAGGAAUUUCGCCUUCGAGGUGUCCUCGGGUUCGCGGUGAAGUCGUUGGCAGUCGUCGGCAACGGCGUACCAGGAUUACUGGCCCCGCUGCGACACGUACGAGCGACUCCGCGAACACAAAUGCUCCCCGAGCAACACCGUCACGUGGAAAGGAGGGGUGAAAAUCGACAGUGGCUCGACCAGGCAACCGAAUCUACAUCCCUCGAGGGUCGACGUCACCCUCCGACCAGGUACGACUCGGGGAAUCUCCUCAUGGGGAAUCUCCUCCUUCCGGGGAAUCCCUACCUCCAUGCAUUUGACCGGUGCGAUCUUGCAGGCGAGGAACAGAGCGUGAAGCUGACUUACACGGUGAGCCAGAAUUAUCCUCUGGAUCUGUACUACCUGAUGGAUCUGACCAACACGAUGAAGCCGCACUUGGACACCCUCAAGAAAAUCGGGGACGAGUUGGCGAAGACGCUGACGAACCUGACCCGGAAUUACCAGAUCGGGUUCGGGUCGUUCGUGGACAAGCCGGUCUGGCCGUUUGCGGGGUUGAGGGAGGAUUUCAUCCAGAAUCCCUGCCCCGACUGCAUCUCGCUCUACAGCUUCAGGCAUCACCUGAACUUCACGUAUAACAUGGCACAUUUCGUGGGAAACGUGAGCCAGGCGAAACUGUCGGGGAGUCUGGACGCGGCCGAGGGCGGACUCGACGCCCUGUACCAAGCGGCCGUCUGCGAGCGACGGCUGGGCUGGAGGAAUCAGUCUCGGAGGGUCAUCUUGUACACGACCGACUCCAAAACCAUGCCGCACGUCGCCGGAGACGGAAAGUUGGGAGGGGUCACGCAGAGGGUGAACGAGACGUGCCGCCUCGGGCCGUCGGGGUACUACGAGGACGCGUUGGAGUUCGACUACCCGUCGAUCGAGGAGCUGGACCGGGCCCUGACGGAGGCGGGGGUGGCCGUCGUGUUCGCGGUGACGAGGGAGGCCCAGAACAUUUACGGGCCGCUGGGGAAGACGCUGAACGCUCUCAACGAGGUCACGGUGCUGGACCACCCGGACGAUAUCAUCCAUGUCAUUCGGAACGCUUACAAGAAUCUUACGUCCGUGGUGAAGUUUGUGGACAACGCGACCCAAACGCUGGACCUCAGGUACUGGAGUUCCUGUCUCGAACGGGGAGGGGAGCCGAAGGAGACGCGAGAAUGCCCGGGACUCUCCCUCGGAGACAGCGUGAAUUUCGUUCUCAACAUCUCCUUCCGGACCUGCCCGCCGAAGGAGGAGAGGAUCGCGUGGAUCAAGGUGAAUCCACUGGGACUCCGGGAGAAGACGCUGAUCCGCGUGAAGAUGCUGUGCGAGUGCGAGUGCGAGAGGGGGUCCGAGUCGGCCCCGUCGUCGAAGAGGUGCAAGAACCACGGGAAGCUCGUGUGCGGGGCGUGCGAGUGCGACGAGGGAAGGUACGGGAGGAACUGCGACUGCUCGGUGGGUGGAGAAGGGGUGGACCCGGAGAACUGGAAGGAGAAAUGUCGGCCUUUCAACGCUUCCGAAGAGGAUCCGAUGUGCUCGGGUCGGGGGUCCUGCGACUGCGACCGCUGCGUCUGCGACCAGCCGGGCGACGGAAGCGGACAGGUGUUCGGUCCCUUCUGCGAGUGCGACACGCGGCUGUGCCCGAGAUCCCCGGACGGAAAGUCGUGCGGGGGCCCGACGCGCGGGGUGUGCAACUGCACCACCUGCGCCUGCUACGACGGCCACUCGGGGGAUGACUGCUGCGAACGGGAAGAGGAUUGCAUCCCUCCGGGGGGCUCCAGUCUCGGGGCCUGCUCCGGGCACGGCCAGUGCGUCUGCUCCGUCUGCGAGUGCCACGACACCCCGCUCGGACGGUACCAUGGGAAGUACUGCGAGGUAUGCCCCACGUGCCGGCAGCAGUGCGGGCGAUACCGGGACUGCGUGGAGUGUCGGGUCUUCCAAUCCGGACCGAUGGGAAGCGAUUGUCACGCCAACUGUUCCAUGCCCAUCAUCGAGAUCGACCGGAUGUUUCAAGAAGAUGAUUUGCAGGGGGAACGAGACAGAUGCGGGUUCAUGGACGAGACCGGCUGCCGAUACGAGUUCAUCUAUUACUUCGACUCGAACCAGCAGGUGAUGAUCGAGGCUUCGACGGUCAGGCGUGGAUUUCGUCCCGGACAUCUCCUUCCGCCGAAGGAGGAGAGGGUCACGUGGAUCGCAGUGAGUUCUCUGGGGCUCCGUGAGAAGACGUUCAUCCGCGUGGAGACGAUAUGCGAGUGCCAGAAGGGAAUCUGUGUCUGCACGAUCGGUUCCGAUACGUUUCAAUUUGAUCUACGAUUCCUCGUUUCGUCUCCGAGGAAAAAGAACACGUGCCCCGACGCCGAACCUGGUCACUCGGCUGAUGGCAAAAAUCGCUCGGCGACCGACGACGGCGCGAGUGUCGUUCCUUCACGCCACCCCAACGGCGAGGAGCAGAGCGUGAAGCCGACUUACACGAUGGGCAAGAAUCAUCCUCGGGAUCUGUACUAUCUGAUGGAUCUGACCAACACGAUGAAGCCGCACUUGGACACCCUCAAGAAAAUCGACGCAAUCCGGUGUUUUCUUGUGAUCACACGGGACGAGUUGGCGAAGACGCUGACGAACCUGAGCCUGAAUUAUCGGAUCGAGUUCGGGUCGUUCGUGGACAAGCCGGUCUGGCCGUUUGCGGGGUUGAGGGAGGAUUUCAUCCAGAAUCCCUGCCGUGACUGCGUCCCGCUCUACGGCUUCAGGCAUCACCUGAACUUCACGUAUAACAUCCCUGCUGAAAAAAAACCUCGCUACAAAUUCAUGAGGUCUGAUGAGACCUCAUGA